AUGGAAACCCUCACACCCGACCUCGACUCCCUGCCAUCCACCCCGGCUCCCGAGAUGCCCUUGACGGUGUCCCCCGCAGAUACCUCGCUCAGCUCGCCGGAGCCCAAGGUGGAGCCGCUGGAGGACGAGGACGACGAGGAGGCGAAGAAGCCGACGAAGAAGAGAAAGUCCUGGGGCCAGGAGCUCCCAGUCCCCAAAACCAACUUGCCCCCAAGAAAACGGGCCAAGACAGAAGAUGAGAAGGAGCAACGCCGGAUCGAGCGGGUGCUACGGAACCGCGCCGCCGCGCAGACCUCCCGGGAGCGCAAGAGGCUCGAGAUGGAGAAGCUCGAGACCGAGAAGAUCCAGAUGGAGCAACAGAACCAGUUCCUGCUCCAGCGGCUCUCGCAGAUGGAGGCCGAGAACAACCGCCUGAGCCAACAGGUGGCUCAGCUCUCCGCCGAGGUCCGCGGGUCUCGCAGCGCCACUCCCACCAAGGCCAACUCCCCCGGGGCGGACUCGCCCACCCUCACGCCGACCCUGUUCAAGCAGGAAGGCGACGACCUCCCCAUGGAGCGCAUCCCGUUCCCCACGCCCUCCACCACCGACUACUCCCCGACCCUCAAGCCCUCCACUCUGGCUGAGGCCUCUGACGUGACACAACAUCCUGCUGCGGUGUUGUGCGACCUGCCGUGUCCGUCGCUGGCCUCGAAGGAGCUGGAAGUGCGCUUCCCCUCUUUGACCUCGAGGGUCCCGCUGCAAAUGACGUUGCAGCUCCUCUUUCUGACGAUGACUUCCGCCGCCUGUUCAACGGUGAUUCACCCGCUGACCCACAUUCUUCAUUCCCUGAAGACGGGCUCGCCUUUGAUGUUCUCGACGGAGGAGAUCUAUCAGCAUUUCCCUUUGAUUCUAUGGUUGAUUUCGACCCCGAGUCUGUCGCCCUCGAAGGCGUCGAGCCGGCCGGUCUUUCGGAUGAAACUACUCACCAGACUGCUCGCAUGCAGCCCAGCCUUGGCGCGUCCACUUCGCGAUGCGACGGGCAGAGCAUUGCAGCGAGCGGUUAGUGAGUCGUUUUCUCUGCAGGGCUGGUCGACCGACGCCCCCGAGGGUCGGCCAACCUGGGUGUCGUUGUUGACCAUGAUGUGGGCGAUCGAUAGUCUCGACCGGUCGCGACAGAGGCAGACAACUACCAUCACAAGAAGAAAAACAUCGGGCCGGCGACGCAGUUACGGAAAGAUGACCCGGAGUACACGGAGUUCCUGGCGUUCCCGUUCGAGCGAGACGUCGACGUCUUGGCUCAUGGGAAAGCCAUUGUGA
Messenger RNA from Penicillium riverlandense, 1296 nucleotides. RefSeq names its product transcription factor HAC1 (gene hacA). The transcript has 2 exons. Gene Ontology annotation, biological process: positive regulation of transcription by RNA polymerase II. Gene Ontology annotation, molecular function: DNA-binding transcription factor activity, RNA polymerase II-specific. Bases 1 to 1296 code for a protein of 431 amino acids. Lineage: Eukaryota; Fungi; Ascomycota; Eurotiomycetes; Eurotiales; Aspergillaceae. The record is from RefSeq and is a predicted model, not a curated record.